AUGCUGCAGUCGUCCCCGUACGCGCCGCUCUACGGCUCCCAAGAGCAGCUCCCCGUCGUGCGCCGCAGCCGCCUGCAGACCUCGAAGCGGUGGCUGACGCACUAUGGUCUCUUGAUCAUUAUGGUCAUGAACGUCGGGAUUCUUGUCCUACUCGGAUGGGACCUCCAUACGUCGACGGUCAACACUACCCGCACUUAUGCGACCGUAAACGUCGCCACAGCACCCACGGCCCCAAUUAGCACGAUGACGACGGUCGUACCAAUCUUGCCCGCCAAGUUCAGCGUCGACCACGUCACUCCGUACAAGAACCAAGCUGGUCGCGGAACGUGCUGGGACUUUGGCACGAUCGGACUCCUCGAGCAGUCGUACCGGCGCCACGGCGUCUCGCAAGGCUGGCUCGCACCCCACGACUAUGUGGCCUUCUCGGAACAAGCGUACGGGAUCGAAGUCGCGGCCAUGUGCACAGGUCCAAGCACGUCGCCCCAGCAAAAAGCGUGUCGCAUUGCCGACGACAAUAUUUGGCGCAACUCGACCGAGGGCGGCGAAGUGCCACUGCUCUACUACCUGCAGCAUGGCCUUCACGACGCCGUGUACCCCGACGCUGUCUGUCCAUACAUCCCGACGAUGGGCCAUGACCUCGAAUGCCCUGGCCUCGCCUUGCGCCAACAGUCCAACCCGCUUCGCUUCACCGUCGAGUCGAUGGAGACAUACUAUGAAGAAGCGACGAUCAAGGCCCAACUCGUGGCGCGCGGGAGCGCCAUGCCGUUCUCGACCAACAUGGUGACCGUCACACACUACCUCCCGUGCAUUGGCGACCUCGUGACGGACCCACGCUGUGCGCCAUCCGAGUGCCACCUCUGUCCGCCCGAGCUACCGCAAGCCACGUGCUGCAUCCCUCAGUCCGGCGACAGCAGCGUGACAAUGGAAGGCGAAUUCGUGUCCCACUCGAGCAUGGCCAGCGACGGCGGCCACGUCAUGCUGCUCGUGGGGUUCAACGACCUCUAUGAGACGCGGGAUGGCUUCACUGGUGGCUUUAUCGUGAAAAACUCGUGGGCCGACGGUCGGUACCAAGGCAGUCAUUCGAUGCAGUACUGGAUGCAGAACAUUUCCGAGUGGGAAGAGCGCAUUCUGUGCCCCAACAGCUACAAUCCGUUCAACUGGUACAUGGCCUCGGAGGAAGAUGCGCUUGUCGGCAUCGAUGCCGUCUUGUCCGACGACUCGAAGCUCUACGCGCACCUCAACCAGAUGCCACUGCAUUUGCGCUGUAGCGACGCCGAUGCAUGCGACCCGUCGCUGGUCUACUUUGCGAAAAACCGCACCGACUAUGGCGACCACAUGUACAUCAUGUGCUUUUACGAGUACAACCCGUCGUACGGCACAUCGACGCACAUGUGCUUGUCCCCGAUGCGGCAAGCCGACAUUGCCUCCGUCUUUCAACCGAUGGAAGUCUACGAGAACGACCCGGACCUGUGCGGCUUCUACUUGAUCCCUUUUGAGAUUGCGUGGGCGCCGCAAUCGUAUGCCGCCAACGCCAACGCGUUUCCGCAGUACGACUAUGGUCCACUCGCGCGGUCGACCAAGCGCCAGCGACACGUGUCCUUUGACGGUCCAUUUCCCAACGCGCACGUGUUCAAGACGCACCGACAUCGACAUGCGUUGUCGCAGCACUAA
This is a messenger RNA of Saprolegnia parasitica CBS 223.65, 1671 nucleotides long. RefSeq lists its product as hypothetical. The transcript has 10 exons. NCBI's taxonomy places the organism in Eukaryota, Oomycota, Saprolegniomycetes, Saprolegniales, Saprolegniaceae. The record is from RefSeq and is a predicted model, not a curated record. Bases 1 to 1671 code for a protein of 556 amino acids.